CCUCACGCAGCUCUGCUGUUCUCUUGGUCAUGGGCACAAGAUGGACUUGCCAUGGACCUUCCCUACUUGUGCUCUUCUGUUAUGGGCAGCUCUUGCCAUGGCUCAGGACCGAGGGUGAUGAUUUGUUUGGGACCGUGAAGAAUGAGGUCAGACAAGAGGACCAGCAAGUAACUAACCACGUCCCAAACAAUGCAGUGACUGGCCCCAACCCAGACACAAUAUACAAUGAGACCAUGGCAACGUCGUUCCUGGAGUUUUAUGAGGUUACUGCCCAGAUGGUGUGGAACGAGCUGAUGGAGGCCACCUGGAACUAUGUCACCAACAUCACUAAGAAAAAUCGGGAGGAGAUGCUGCUCAAGGACGUGAAGCGGUCCCAGCACAUGCUGUACUUUGGCUCCCGGGCCCGCCUCUUUCGGAUGGCCAACAUCCAGAGCCCGACUGUGAAGCGCAUGCUCAGUAAGCUGCAGCACAUAGACAAGGCGGCCCUGCCCCAGGACGACCUCCGGGAGUACAACCAGCUUCUGGCCUACAUGGAGACGACGUACAGCAUGGCCCAGGUGUGCCUGAAUGAGGGGCCCUGCCUGUCCCUGGAGCCUGACCUCCAAGAAAUCAUGGCCACCUCCCAGGAUGAGAGGGAGCUGGUGUGGGCCUGGCAGGGCUGGCGGGAUGCUGUGGGCCGCCCACUCCGCUUCAUCUUCGAGCACUAUGUGCAACUCAGCAACAAGAUUGCCAACCUCAACGGCUACAAAGACAUGGGGGCCAUGUGGCGGGCCAAGUACGAGUCUGACACGCUGGAGUGGGAACUGGAGCAGCUCUACCAGGAGCUGCGGCCGCUCUACCUGAACCUGCACGCCUACGUGCGCCGGGCCCUGCACCGCCACUACGGGCCCCACAUGAUCGACCUGAGGGGGCCCAUCCCAGCGCACCUCCUGGGGAACAUGUGGGCUCAGUCUUGGGUCAACAUCUUAGACUUGGUCCUGCCCUUCCCGAAUAAGCCCCUCGAGGACAUCACAAAGAUCAUGAAAGUCCAGCACUGGAGGCCAGCGAAGAUGUUCGAAGAGGCUGAUAAGUUCUUUAUCUCCAUGGGGCUGCUCCCCACCCCUCCUGAAUUCUGGAAACGUUCCAUGCUGGAAAGGCCGACGGACGGGCGGGAAGUGGAGUGCCACGCCUCCGCCUGGGACUUCUUCAACGGCAAGGACUUCAGGAUAAAGAAGUGCACCGAGGUGACCAUAGAAGACCUGCUCUCCGUCUUCCACCAGAUGGGCCAUAUCCAGUAUUUCAUGCAGUACAGGAACCUCUCUGUGAUCUUCCGCGCAGGCGCCAACCCAGCCUUUGAAGAGGCCAUGGGGUCGGUCAUCACCCUGUCGGUCUCCACCCACAAACACAUGCUUAACAAAGGCCUGCUCAGCCAGCAGCACCAGGAUCCAGAGGAGGAGGUCAAUUUCCUAAUGGGCAUCGCCCUGGAGAAGAUCCCCUUCAUCCCGUUCGCCUACCUGAUGGACCUGUUUCGCUGGAAGGUCUUCGACGGCUCCAUCCACAAGGGCAUCUACAACCAGGAGUGGUGGAACCUCAGGUUGAAGUACCAGGGCCUUUGCCCCCCUGUUCCUCGGUCAGAGGAUGACUUCGAUCCAGGUGCCAAGUUCCACAUCUCUGCCAGCGUCCCCUACCUACGAUACUUCCUAGGCCUGGUGCUCCAGUUCCAGAUCCACGAAGCGCUGUGCAUGGCCUCGGGCCACAUGGGCCCCCUGCACCGGUGUGACAUCUACAACUCGAAGAUCGCCGGGAAGCUCAUGGAGGACGUCCUAAAGCUGGGCUCGAGCAAGCCCUGGCCAGAGGUCCUGCAACAGAUGACCGGGCAGACAAAGAUGUCUGCAAAGGCCCUCAUGAGAUAUUUCAAGCCCCUGAUGAAUUGGUUGGUCGCUGAGAACGUGCGGGAAGGGGAGAUCCUGGGCUGGCCAGACUUCAGCUGUUCCUUUGAAGAAAAAGUCACAGACAAGGCGGCAUUUCUGGGUCUGGAGCUGGACAACGACCAAGCCAACACUGGACAGUGGGUGUUGCUGGUCGUGAGCUUUGUUCUGUUCCUGGUGGCCCUGGUGCUGGCCUGCAGGCUGUACUCCCGGGAAAAACAGUCACUGACACAAAACACCAGUGCACCGGACUCUGAGGACACCAGUGCACCCCAAACAGUGCCCAAGGCCUAUUUCUUGGGCGUAGCCAUGGAUCCCCGCCAGGUCACCAGAAGACAGUGGAUCCUGCUGUGUGUCUGCCUCAUCAUGGUGCUGUGCUCAAUUGCCCUGGUCAUUCGGAUGUUCACACAGCACAACAGGAAGCCUCCAUGGAUGAGAGCUCAAUGGUGGAGCUGGGCCUAGACUCAAGUGUGACGCCAGCCUGCCCCUCCACACACAGGGGCAGCCAGGACACCUCUGCCCCCCCUGGAGGCCACACUUGAAGCCCUCUCAUCCCCCAGCCAGAGGCUCCCCAAGAGGCCAAAGAAGCCCCCACCAGGCAUUGUGGCUCAGCAUGGCAAAAGCACACCAGCCCAGGACUCCAAGCCUCUCAUCUGGACUCCAGCAAAAACCUCACUGAGCCUCCUUGUCAACCCCCCCCCCCAUCAUUGUAAGAAAUUUUUACUGGACUAUUUCCUUUAUGCCUCACUGCAUAAGAACUUGGUUGUCCAUCAAUUAAAUGUAGAAGUUCAA
Talpa occidentalis (Iberian mole) is the source of this 2699-nucleotide messenger RNA. Its product is annotated as angiotensin-converting enzyme-like protein Ace3. NCBI's taxonomy places the organism in Eukaryota, Metazoa, Chordata, Mammalia, Eulipotyphla, Talpidae. Gene Ontology annotation, molecular function: metallopeptidase activity; peptidyl-dipeptidase activity. The transcript has 14 exons. Gene Ontology annotation, biological process: proteolysis. The record is from RefSeq and is a predicted model, not a curated record. Gene Ontology annotation, cellular component: plasma membrane. Bases 30 to 2369 code for a protein of 779 amino acids.